AAUGUUAUAAAAAUAAUCAAAAUAAGUUAAAACAUAUUGACGCUGCAACUGAUAGUGAUCAUAGUGAGGAUUUCGAUAUUAAUAAACUAAGCUACGGAGUGUUCCAUCCAAGUUUCCUUAAUAACCCGGGAGAAUUUGAAAACGAUACAUCAAGGAAUUCGGAAAAAGUUAACUGGUCAAAAGAAAAAGAACAAAACUAUUAUCAGAAAAAAUAUGAUCCUGCAUAUAUAUUUAGUGACCAGUAUUACAAAGAUAUUAAUAAAAAUAUAGAUGAAAAUGGAAAACUGAAUUACAUAGAUGAAUUAUUAGAACGCGAUGAAGAAACGAACAUUGGUCAAAGUAUAUUAAACAAAAUUAUAGAAAAUGCAAAAAACAAAGAUACAGAACACAAUUAUAUAGAUAGGACGUUUUUAUAUAGACACGCUCAAAAUGUAAUGGACGAUAAAAAAUAUGAGGAGUAUAAAAAAAAAAUGAAGGAUGAACAUGGGUACUUAGAUAUUAACUGUCCUAAUUUAAGACAGAUUAUGAAUAUACAACCUAUAACUGGUAAAGAAGUAAUAGAUGACAGGGACGAGUUUAAAGAGAUCGAAGCAAAUAUGUUGGAAAAAUUUUAUAAACAAUCUGAAGAACAACAGAAAUACUACCAUUCGAACGGUAUACAUACGAGUAACUUGAAUAGUACAUUGAAUAUAGAAAAAAAAACAUUACUUCAUAACAGUAGUAGCAAUAUGAAUACUAAAUUAUUUACGGGAAAUAAUAAGACUGAGGAAGAUCAUAAUGAUGCAAAUAAAAGAGAGGAAAUGAUAAAAUAUAUGGAAAAAAUAAAAUUAGAAAAAGAAGCGUUUUAUAAUAGCAUACCAAAUAAAUGCAUGCCCGAAAAACUAUUGGAGCGUCAGUUUACUUUAAAUCAACAAUUUUUAUUAUCACAUCAUUUAUUUUCUGUGCAAUAUAAGGGUGAACAUGGAAUUUUAACUUAUCUACCUAAAACUGAAGAUGAUAAUUAUUUUUAUAGGAUAAUAGAACUAUGUCCUAGAUAUCAAUGUAAAUUAAAUGAGAUUUUAGAUGAAAAAAAAAGAGAUCCAAAGCUAAAUAAUACAAAAAAAUCUGCAGGUCAAAAUUCAACACAAAGUCCCUAUAUUAUUAUUAAAUGAGAAAGACAUUCAAAAAACUCUUCGUAUACCCAUGAGCUCAGGUUGGACUCAUUGUGGCUAUUUGGAGAAGUAUUAUAACGCUCUUUUUUUUAGAAAACGUAAAGGUUGAUUUCGUUG
Messenger RNA from Piliocolobus tephrosceles (Ugandan red Colobus), 1268 nucleotides. RefSeq lists its product as uncharacterized. The record is from RefSeq and is a predicted model, not a curated record. NCBI's taxonomy places the organism in Eukaryota, Metazoa, Chordata, Mammalia, Primates, Cercopithecidae. The transcript has 2 exons. The annotation marks the transcript as partial.